AACACUCUACAGAAUGUAAUAUUUGUAGACAAUUUUUGUGUAUAUAUAUAUAUUUCUCUCUCUCUCUCUCUCUCUUUUUAAAUCAGAGAGAAUGCUUUUACAAAGCGUUAGCCAGUAAACAAAAACGCCGCCUCACUUUCACUUUCAUUUUUCCAGUGUUGGAACCAGUUUUAUCGACAAAAACACAAUCAAAUAUAUGCUUAAAUAUGAAAGAAAGGAAAACCCUUUUCAUUUUACUUUUUUUCUUACAUCCUGUUCAGCUGUUUGGUGAUGAUGUCCAUUCCAUUAGUGGCUUUUUCAUCAGUUCUCAAGGCCUAAGCCUGCCCAAUUAUAUGGAAAGAAUCACUGUGAAUGAUGUUACCAUCUUUUACCAUGACAGUGGGAAAAACAUCAUAGCGCCAUGUCCCAAAUGGCUCAACACCACCACCGGCCAGCAGCACUGGGAAAACAUCAGAGUUAUAUCACAACACAACAAACAGAUGAUAGCUACAGCUAUCGAAUCAGCCAUACAACAGUUCAAUCUAACAGGUUCACAUGCGGACAUUAACAUAUACCAAGGCUACAGUCGCUGUGACCUCUAUCCAAAUGGCACCAUGAAGGCAUCGUUAGCCCAUGCUUUCAACGGGAAGGACUUCUUAAGUUUAGAUUUUGACAGUAAGACGUACAUCACUUCUGUUCCUCAAGCUCUGAAAUAUAAAAGGCUGAGGGAGCAAAAUUCAGUGUUGUUUGGAAUCACUGUGUCUUUCUACCAAAAGACCUGUUUUGAUCGCUUGAAGAUGUUCUUAAAGCAUGCCCCUGGAGUCAAAAUGCAGAAGGAACCGAAGGUCAGGCUUUUCGAGAGGCAGAGAGCUGGUUCCACGCUCCUCACAUGUCAUGUGACUGGAUUUUACCCGAGAGCAGUGCAGGUGAAGUGGAUUGGGGCAGAUUUACAGCUGGUGGAUGACGAGAUGAAUGAUGUGCUGCCUAAUGGUGAUGGCACGUUUCAGACCAGAAGCAGUGUGAUCAGACCUGAGGAGAACACAGGAGAUCAGCGCUACAGCUGUGUAGUGCAUCACAGCAGCCUAGAGGGAAAUAUUACAGUCACCUGGGGUAAAGAAGAGAAACCCUUCAGACUUUAUGUUUGGAUUACACUAGGCUGCGUUUUCAUCGUCACUGUAGUCGGGCUUGUAAUCCGAUGCAUCUUAAAAAGUAAAGAUGCUGGGAUUUGAAGUUACCUCUCAUGUGAAGAUGUAUUCAGUUUCUCAGUUUCAGUCAUUCAGAACAGUCUUGUUUGACAUCAUUACAGUUUAAACGUCCUUCUUCUACCUCCGAUACCUCAGGCUCAGUCAGAGCACAGUGUUAUCAGACCUGCAUGUUCUCGCAGAAUCAGUUGGUUAAUCUAUUUUGGUCAUAUCGGUGGCUCAUGCUUAUACAGUUUUGAUUUGUCACCUUUUUGACCUCAGAGUACAUCACAGAACUGAGUACACAGCAUAGUACACUAAAGCAUGUAACUCACACUAACAUCAGGUCUGGAGUUUGUGUUGCAGAUGAUGCACAAUGUAAGUAGAACUACAAAAAUCAAUACUCCGUUUUAUUUCUUAUCAUCACUCAUACCCAUUUCAAUAAAGAGCUUUUGAUUAUAAACAA
Messenger RNA from Ictalurus punctatus (channel catfish), 1626 nucleotides. RefSeq names its product class I histocompatibility antigen, F10 alpha chain. The record is from RefSeq and is a predicted model, not a curated record. NCBI's taxonomy places the organism in Eukaryota, Metazoa, Chordata, Actinopteri, Siluriformes, Ictaluridae. Bases 207 to 1208 code for a protein of 333 amino acids. Gene Ontology annotation, cellular component: external side of plasma membrane. Gene Ontology annotation, biological process: immune response. The transcript has 6 exons.